CUGAGAACUACAACUCCCAUGAUGCCCCGCGCGGGCCGGAACCGGAGGCUCCGGUCGGCGUCGCCGUCUCCAUAGCAACGCGCCGCCAUGGGGCAGGAUUACUACGCGGUGCUGGGGCUGGGCCGUGGGGCCAGUGAUGCUGACGUCAAGAAGGCGUACCGGAAGUUGGCCCUGAGGUACCAUCCAUGGCGGUGCAAGGAGCCCCGGGCAGCGGAGAGGUUCCGGCAGCUGGCGGAGGCCUACGAUGUGCUGAGCGAUCCUAUGAAGAAAGGCAUCUAUGACAAGUUUGGAGAAGAGGGGCUCAAAGAGGGCAUCCCCCUGGAGUUCGCUGCUGACAACGCCUGGAGCGAUGGAUACGUGUUCCACAACGACCCCUAUAGGGUCUUCAAGGAGUUCUUCGGUGGAGACAACCCCUUUGCAGAGUUCUUCGCUGAGGAUGGCACAGAGCUGAUCCUGCCCUUUGGGGGCCUGCGAGGCCGAGGAGCCAUGAGGCAGGACCCGGCUGUGGUGAGGGAUCUGUACCUGUCCCUUGAGGACCUGUUCCAUGGCUGCACCAAGAAGAUCAAGAUCUCCCGUAGGGUGAUGAACGAGGAUGGUCAAACCAGCUCCAUCAGGGACAAGAUCCUGACCAUCGAUGUGCAGCCAGGCUGGAGGCCGGGCACCAGGAUCACCUUCGAGAAGGAAGGGGACCAGGGCCCAAACGUCAUUCCAGCUGACAUCACCUUUGUUGUCCAGGAGAAAAUGCACCCAAGGUUCAAGAGAGCCAAUGACAACCUCAUCUUCAUCACCACCAUUCCCCUAGGAAAGGCACUGGUUGGCUGCACUGUGGAUGUGAGGACGCUGGAUGGGAGGCUGCUCAACAUCCCCAUCAAUGACAUCGUGGACCCCACAUACUGCAAAGUGGUGCCAGGGGAGGGGAUGCCUCUGCCUGGGGACCCCCAGCACAGGGGUGACCUCCUCAUCUACUUCAACAUCUGCUUCCCCAAGAAGCUCACACCUGACAAGAAGAUGCUCUUAAGAAGUGCUCUCCUGUCCUAGGGGAUGAUGCCCUUGUCCUCCUCCCAUCAAUAAAGCUCUGGAGCCCAUAAUGGGAUGGGAUAGAGGUGGUUCCAUGUACUGGGAUCAUCCCAAAACAACAGCCUUGAGGCUGUUCCUGCUGCCCUCACUCA
Messenger RNA from Melopsittacus undulatus (budgerigar), 1169 nucleotides. It is a transcript of the gene DNAJB13, whose product is annotated as DnaJ heat shock protein family (Hsp40) member B13. Gene Ontology annotation, molecular function: protein-folding chaperone binding. Gene Ontology annotation, cellular component: cytosol. The coding region runs from base 88 to 1038 and encodes 316 amino acids. The transcript is spliced from 8 exons. The record is from RefSeq and is a predicted model, not a curated record. NCBI's taxonomy places the organism in Eukaryota, Metazoa, Chordata, Aves, Psittaciformes, Psittaculidae.